AGGCAGAGGGAACGAGAAGAGUUAGAUGAAGAUCAAAACGACGAGUUAGACUCGGAUUAGAACAAGGGGUAGAAAUUGCUAAGACAACUAUUUUCUUUCUAUUCAAUUUCAUACUUCACUCAUUCCCUCACUCUCGUAAAUCCCAAUCUCCUUCAAUUCUGUUCUCUGGAUUUCUCAAUUUUCUCCUCUAUCGAUUCCACUAACCCUAGAAAUUGCAACAAUCCUUCUCCACUGUUCUUCUAUGUGACUGUCAAGUUCAUUAAUGGCGGAACCCUUUUCCCGGGAAUUUCGCGAUCGAAUUUCUGAUCGAUGCUUAAGCUCAUUCCCUUGUCUACAUGAUCCAGUUCGAAGAUCUUCAUUAUGUUUGAAGAUUGCUCUGGUCAUGAUUCAUCUUAUCUAUGUUACUAUUCUGUUCUUUGUUGAUCGACAUGAUCUAAUCCAAACUGCUAAGAGACACCCUUGGUACACUGGACUAUACCUUUUACUUUUUGUGGUCACCUUGAUACAAUAUUUCAUCACAUCUAAUUCUUCUCCCGGUUAUGUGCUCGAUGCAAUAAGGGUGGUUGAAGAAGGGAACUCUUGGGCUCCUCUUGUAAGCUCAAAACAACCUGCAACAAGUAAAAAUGAGAGUUUUGUUAUCACUGUGGAUGGAGAUCCCAAGGCACGAAGCCUCCUUGGAAAUAAUGCAACUUGGACCAAGCUAGUAAUGGAGAUGUAUCCUCCUAGAUCUUCUAUGAGACAAUUGACUUGCACGUAUUGUCAUGUUUUACAGCCUCCUCGAGCAAAGCAUUGCCAUGAUUGUAAUAAGUGUGUCCUUCGGUUUGAUCAUCAUUGUGAUUGGCUUGGAACAUGCAUAGGCCAGGGUAAUCAUUGUCGAUUUUGGUGGUACAUCUGUGAAGAGACGGCAUUGUGCCUUUGGACUGGCAUUUUGUAUGCUUCAUGUCUGAAGGCUAGCAUAUCUAGAUCUUGGUGGGUGGAUGCAAUAGUGAUAAUAUUGCUCAUCACUUUGUCAAUAGUAUUGAUCUUUCUAGUGCUUUUGCUUUUAUUUCACAGUUACCUUGCUCUGACAAAUCAAACUACAUAUGAACUUGUACGGCGUAGACGUAUCCCUUACAUGCGAGCUGUACCUGAAAGAGUGUAUCCUUUCAGUAAUGGCAUGUGCCGAAAUCUGUACAACUGCUGCUGUGCUCAAAUAAGCAUAUAUAAUCUAGAACGUCUGCCUACAGCUGAAGAACUCGAAGUCAAGAGCAGACCGCGUGCAUGUUCUGAUAUUUUACGCUGCCGCUGUUGUUGACAUUGCGUCUAUAGUAUUGAAGAUUGUCUCUUGGAAACACUGUAAAGUUCCAUACUCCUUGGUUGUUGCAUGGUUGGGAUCUGUAAUUCAAAAACAGUGUAAAUUGCCCAUUUGGUUAGCUGUUGUAUUGUCCUGUUGUGCAAAUUCUCACAGCGGUUCCAGCCUUUAGAUUUCAGUUGAUGUUUUGGACUUGCUGGAAAGUUUGGGUGCUAAACUAAUCUUUAAAUUCGUUGGAUUGUUUGUAGAAAUAGUUUUGAUACUGUAUCAUUUUAGAUAAAGGAAACUAUUUUAGGGCA
Amaranthus tricolor (Joseph's coat) is the source of this 1590-nucleotide messenger RNA. Its product is annotated as protein S-acyltransferase 10-like. Lineage: Eukaryota; Viridiplantae; Streptophyta; Magnoliopsida; Caryophyllales; Amaranthaceae. Gene Ontology annotation, molecular function: protein-cysteine S-palmitoyltransferase activity. The transcript is spliced from 11 exons. Gene Ontology annotation, biological process: protein targeting to membrane; peptidyl-L-cysteine S-palmitoylation. Bases 263 to 1294 code for a protein of 343 amino acids. The record is from RefSeq and is a predicted model, not a curated record. Gene Ontology annotation, cellular component: endoplasmic reticulum; Golgi apparatus.